Messenger RNA from Biomphalaria glabrata, 1810 nucleotides. RefSeq lists its product as uncharacterized. Lineage: Eukaryota; Metazoa; Mollusca; Gastropoda; Planorbidae. The transcript is spliced from 4 exons. The record is from RefSeq and is a predicted model, not a curated record. Bases 212 to 946 code for a protein of 244 amino acids.
UAUUAUCGAAGACUGCCAGAGUCAAAUAUAUUUAGAGAGUCCUAUAAAUUCAGACUGGAGUCUAAUUAUUCAUGGAAGUUUUGUACAAAAAAUGAGACUUAGAACGAGUAAAUAUACCUGUGUUCAUAGCCGGUUUUGUUUCUCGAUGUAGGACCUACUAUAUUCAAACACUAACAAUGCCAUCACAAAGUGUGUAGUACAGAAAUUCUACAUGUCACAACUUCUAAAGACGAUGACUUUGAACCCUCCAGAUGUCAGUCAAGCUGUUUUGCUAAGCAAGUUAAAUGCAGAAGUUGACCCAGUCAAAAGAAAUACAGAUUUGUUGGUCAGACGAACACAAACAGCUGCACUACGGGAGCUCUGGAAGACUUUAAAAUCUCAGGGCAGAAUAAUCCAAUCUCGUUUUGAUGAGCCCAGUAAGCUUAGAGAUGGUUUCCAACAGAGACAAUUUCAUAGAAAAAGAAAUAACUUUUCUGAAUCGAGGCAAGGAAAAGACACUUUUGAUGGAAAGGCUCAGCGUUCUUGUAAAAGUGCUCCAGCGUCCAUAGCUCACCAAAACAUUGAGCUCACAUUGUUUCCUGGGGGGAAAGAGAGACCCAAUACUGGGAGAGAGUCCAGGUACACUCGCAGUUCCGACUUUCGGCAGUCGUUUUUUGUACCAAAUCCUCCACCUGUCUGCAUCACUAAGGGCACUCAUCAAGUGAAAGAAUCAAGUCUUUGGGAAAAUGAAGUGCGCAAAAGAGUGCCGGAUCGUCCGAAAUUCUCUGUGCCUGUUUAUAUUAGUUGUGCAGAAUUGAAGCUUCCCACAUGUGAUGGAAUACAGACGACUCCUUCUUCCUUCUUUAGACAUAUUGACACAAAGACAUCAAAACCUUCCAAAGAAUAUGACGUGGAUCCGGAAUGGUCAUUGUGUACAAGUUUUCAUUCACUGAGUCUGAUUGUCUAAAUAACUGAUAGUGUAAACAUUAAUAGAACGACAUUCUCUGCUUGUAUAUCAUUUUUAAAAACCAGUAUUUUUGACUAAAGCUAUAUCUAUAGUCUGCUCUAACUUUCAUGCUUUCUCGGGUGUCGUUAGCAUACUUUCACAAAGCUUAUAUCAGCUCACCCUGUCUGCAUGGCCCUUAUUCGAGAUACCAAACAAAACAAUUAUUUACCAAUAGUUAAUUAACUAGUUGGUUAGUUUUUAAAAAUUGAUUCUUGUGUUGUCAGGUACAAGAAAUAAUUGUGAAAAUGUCAGCUUGAUCCGAGAUUGGGUGUUGGAGAAAUAACGUGUACCAACUUUUUACCAGGCAGAGUGAGUUGAUAUAAGCUAUUUAAAAAUUAAAUUCAUAAGUACCCAGAAUGCAAUGUUUCCUAGCGUAGCAAUAAACUCACACAUUACACUUAAUGCUGAUUUUAAGAUUAUUAUGAAACUAGUUAAUGUUCUUCCAAUGAAUGUCUAGUAUUUGACUAACCUAGUUUAUUUACGACUUACCAACAAAACCUAUUGUCUGUACAAUGGGAGUAUGUCAUUAUCAGAACAGAUAUUUAAAAAUUGUUCAAAUUGUAGUUCCUCAAAUUAUAUAACUUAAAAGAUAGUCAUAUUACUAAAUUGUUUCGAGUGGCAAUAGUGGCAACGCUGAUAUUGUCAAUUGUAGUCAAACUGAAUUUCCAUUUGAUUAGAUCAAUAAAAUUAUCUAAUCUUAUCUUAAUAGUAGUCUUUGUAAACAGUUUACAUUCGUGUACACCAGCAUUAGCAAUGAAAUAGACACAGUUCAUUAUGUACAUUGGCAGCAUAGACUGAACAAUUCACCUUGUAGAAAUCAAAAAG